GGAGGACAUUGUGUAGUGAUGGAGUUACACAGAGUUACUGCUUAUGCGCAUUCAUAUCAUUUGGUUAAUAUGAAGUGUAUAUAUGCUUUAAACGAUCUGAGUCAGGAAAAGGCCGGGAUGCUUCAGACUAUACUAUCAGUAUUCAGCCGACACCGGUGCAAUGAUAGUGACACAUCUUUUAGAACUAUAACACACUCCGUUAAGUCUGUAGUGAAAAAUAUCCAAGAUUUGCGAAGAUCAAAUAGAAGAAUAUUAAAAAUUGAAGAUUACAUAAAUAGUAAAUCAGAUCGACAAGGGUUUUUGGUAAGAAAGAUUGACGACAUAAAAGGUAAAUACUAG
Mytilus californianus (California mussel) is the source of this 339-nucleotide messenger RNA. RefSeq lists its product as uncharacterized. The transcript is spliced from 3 exons. Lineage: Eukaryota; Metazoa; Mollusca; Bivalvia; Mytilida; Mytilidae. The record is from RefSeq and is a predicted model, not a curated record. The coding region runs from base 19 to 339 and encodes 106 amino acids.